AUGGUUUGCAAGUGGACCAACAGUGGGGGGCAGUUUCCGGGCGUACUGGCCGCGUUCCUGACCAUGAUCGGGUCGCACGAUCGGUUGCAGCCGGCAGCUGUUGUUCAGUCGUUGUAUCACGCCAACAUGGCCGGUACGGUGGUGAGUGGGUUGGUGUUGGUCGGUUGCCUUACGGCCCUCGGCUACAUCAUGUGGAAGUAUGAGCAAAGGCGCCAUAAUCUGCUGGCUUUGCAUAAUUUGCGGUCAAUCGUACUGCUGGUGGCGUUGCUCAUCGGCAUUGGUGAAAUUGGCCACCAGUGGCUGGCCGUCGAUCGGUUGGGACGCGUACGGGCCGACUGCACCGGAACGGUGCGACCGGAACUGCACUCUACACAAUCGGAAACGUUUACGACCGGGCAGGCACUCUCGGAUGCAGAUGCAGUCGCUUGGAAAACGGUUACGGUCGGAUUUGGUGCUGCCUGGCUCGGACUGCUGGUACAUCUUGGCGUAGCGUGCCUGGUACGGGCUAUCGAGCGACGGGAUAAAUGUGGACUAUUAUACGCCGUGGUGGCGGCCGAAGGCGCCCAGUCGAUAGUGCGAUGGUGCAAAUUUAAAUAUAUCAACGAUGUCACGGACACUGCCAGCCGCGAGGGCUCCACGAUGGGGAGCAGCAUCCUUGGCGUGCCGGAAGUUUUCCUGACGCUGGCCGGUGCACUCGCUGCGACCACACUGGCCACCAUCGAUGGAUUCACGCUGUACGUCGAGCAAAACACUGGACGCCGGCACGUUUCAUCGAUAAUGUCGAGCGAGAAAAAGCUCGGCUACAAGACGCCGCACUCGCCGUUCCUGUCGAAAGUCACCUUCCACUGGAUCGUGCCGUUGCUGUGGCGCGGCUACCGGGAACCGCUGGAACUGGAGGAUCUGGGCAAUCUGCACGAGAAGGACACCAGUCGCUAUCACUACGAUCAGUUUCUGUUCAUUUAUCAAAGCUACAAGAGCACACGAGCAUCACUUUGGCGCUGUUACGUACGGAACGGGUGGCGCAUGUUUUUGCUCGGCGGACUCCUUAAGCUGGCCGGCGAUCUGUGCGCCCUGGUGGGACCACUUUGCAUUUCCAAUAUCGUCGAUUACAUAGCAGCUCAGUCGAUGGUUGCUAGCGCCGGUGGUACGUUCGCUGCGUCCUUAAUUUCGAGCAAUGAGACAGCGCGCUGGGACGACCCAAACCCAUCCGCCGGCUUUGGCAAAUCAAAUCAAUCACCUGCGGCGACAGCCGGUGACGAUGAAACCGGUGACGGCAAUGGGCCACUGCCGGGGGAAGAAUUCAAAACGCUAGCACUUACCUGGGCAUCGCUGUUCGCUAAUGGAUGGUUCGUGUGCGUGCUGGUGCUGGUCGCUUCGCUCGCACAGGGCACACUCUCCCAGGCGAGCACUCACCUGAUGGACGCGGAAGGCAUCCGGCUCAAAAAUGCUCUCCAAGGGUUGGUGUACCGGAAAACGUUGCUGCUCAGCUCGAGCUGUUUUCACGCGGUGGAAAAACUUCCCACGCGCGCGGAACCGUCCGGCGCACCGGAUGGGGUUGAGCGGCCGCAACAAAGCAAACCGCGACGGGGCAGCAUCAACGCCGGUGAUGGUCACCAUCGGGAUCCACCACCGGUUGAGAACAAUGUCAACAGGCGUGCAGUGGCAGAUGCAACCGAAUUGCACACGGAAGUGAUCGAACAUAAAACAUCGGUCGCAAACAGUGCGCCGAGCGAUGAUGGUGUGGGACCGAGUGAUGAACGACGGUUACCAAAUGCAACGCCUACGAAUCCCAAUCAGGCACCACAGUGCACCGGUCGACGAUCGUCCUGGGAGGGCAAUGCAGCCGAGCGUCUGAUUUGUGAUGGAAAACCCGGUGAAGACCCUGCCCGAAAUGGGCCACCGUCAGCGGUGGCGAGCGACCCGGAAGGGAAACGAAAGGUGCCGAACGUUGCGCACGAUGCCGGCACCAUCACUAACCUCAUGUCGGACGAUGCGUUCAACGUGAUGUCGUUCGUAAAGAUGGUACAUUAUGUGUGGGCCAUUCCGCUAAAGAUCGGCGUCGUGAUGUACCUGCUGUAUCGUCAGCUGGGGAUUAGUACGGUAAUUGGAUCGGUCGUUUGCAUCGUCACGAUGACACCGCUGCAACUGCUGAUCGGUAAGCUGAUGGCGGCCAACUCCAAGAAAGCUUCGGAAUGCACCGACGAGCGGUUGCGGCGCAUCAACGAGGUACUGCUGGGGAUAAAAUUAAUUAAACUGAACGCAUGGGAGAGCGUAUUCAAAGAUAAAAUUUCGCAAGCCCGCCAGCAGGAGCUACGCCAUCUCGACCUGGACUCAAUCUACUGGACAUUAAUGAUGCUGCUCACACACAUUUCGUCGGUGCUAAUUACCAUCGUAACGAUAGCGGUCUUUCUCACACUCGAAAACAACCCGAUCGAGUUGACGGCUGGCCGGUUAUUUGCAUCGCUGGCUCUCUUCAAUCAGCUAACGGUGCCACUAUUUAUCUUCCCAAUUACGAUCCCAAUCACACUGUCGGCCAUCGUGAGCACAGCUCGGCUGGAAGCAUUCUUCGGCCAGCCCGAGGUGGAACGGGGUUCACUCGAAGGUAUUCGCACGAUAGCCCGAAUUCUUAGCAAAAGUGACGCCUCACUGGACAUGGACGAGGCGGGUGACUUGUCGGACGGUGGAGGUGAAGCGCAACACACGGAUGCACCGGUCACUGCAGUACCGUGCACCGAGGAAGGCGAACGCGUUAAAUUGCCCGAUAAUGUCACCGGUUCGCCGCAAACCGAGCGGAAAGCUGCUGACAAUGGCCGUUCGCCGGAAGUCGAUGGGAAAAGCUGCAGCCAACAGUCGUCCAUGAGUUCGGGCCGGUCGAUUAGGUCCGAUCAGGUGGAACCGGCUGUAACGGACCGGGCCGGACAGGUCGGUCGGCAGCGGCCGGCAAAGUAUCAAAAGACGGCCCCGAGCCCACGGGUGAAGCUGAAGAAGAACAGCCAGCUGUCAGUGAGCGCACGGCUGGAGAAGUGUCGCCAGAAGCAGAAGCACCUGGCAAGGGAAAUGCGCUUCGGACUGCCCGACCAUGCGGCUGCGUUUCUUAAGGAUGCUCGCUUCCGGUGGACCGGCACGGUUGGAAACGAUCGGGCCCACUACACGCUCUACAUCGAGCAACUGACCGUGCCAAAAGCUAAGCUGACCGUCAUCGUUGGACGUAGCGGUAGUGGCAAAUCGUCCCUGCUGGCAGCACUGCUCAAAGAGAUAAAUCAUCUUUCCGGCGAACUGAUCUGGAAUAAAUACUCAUCGAUUGCGUACGUUCCGCAGAAACCUUGGCUACAGAACGCCACCAUCCGGGAGAACGUACUGUUCGGGGAAAGCUUCCGGCCGAAACGGUACGACCGGGUGCUGCGGGCGUGUGCACUCAAGCCGGACCUCGACCUGAUGCCUGCCGGCGAUGGAACGGAAAUUGGCGAACGUGGCCUCAAACUGUCCGGCGGUCAGCGGCAACGUAUCGCCAUCGCCCGUGCCCUCUACUCGUCGGCCAAUGUGGUAAUUUUGGAUGAUCCACUGUCCGCCCUGGACAACGAGGUCGCAAUGGACGUUUUCGAGAACGGUGUACACCGGAUGCUGGCACGCCAAAAGCGAACCAUCAUUCUGGUCACUCAAAAGGUGCAGCUGGUACAUCGGGCCGACAAUAUCGUGGUAAUGGAGAGCGGCACGGUGAGUGCAACAGGUUCGCUGACGGAAAUCGAGAACAAUUAUCCGCACAUCCUGCGGGAGUGGAAUGCAAUUAUAGCAAAGGAGCAGCAACAGUCGAGCGAAGCACAAUCGAGCCCGGGACGGACCGCUCGCGAACGAUGGAAGCUGUUCAAAAACAUCUCUCGGAUCAGCUUCCAGCGAAAUCAUGCUGCCGAGGAGAAUGACUUCAUGGAGCGCACGUUCUACUUUCCUCGGACGAUGGCAAACCGGGCCCUGUUUGGAUCCCGUUUCUCGGCUCAUGAUUUUCCACUACCAAUCGAAGACUGCCAUGAGCCGAACGUUGCCCUGCGCAGACACUUCUCCAGCCGGCUGCGGAAGGAUUCACCACCCUCGUCGGCGGUAGUACUGCGCCGCCCGGAACCGCUCCGAUCCUUCGAUCCAUCCGGCACCGGACAUCAGAGUGUGUUUCGUGCGUUGUCACUACAGCUGGGUACUUCUACGACCGGAAAUAACGCAACGACCAGUACGGCGAACCAACGGCAGCGGCAGCCUGCGGUCGUGGUGCGUCACAUUUCAUUCCCAACCACACUGACCACGAGCUCGGGCUCGAGUACGGCUGACGAUCGGCUGUACCGGGUACGGCCCAACGAUGGCUGUGAGUUUCAUCCGGGACAGUUGGCUUCCAUCGCAUCCGGAUCAUCGGCCUUGUCCGGCCAGCGAAGAAUUCUAGACACCAUGGACGACACGGCAACGGGUGAUGACAUAGGACCGAACCGCACAGGUGUGCCGGGCCAGAAUGAGGGCAGAAAUAGUUGUGACGAUUUGAAGCGUAGCUCCAUCGGAUUCCGCAUUCCAGAGUUCCUGCGAAGGAUGUCACUUCGGGGCCGCCGCUUUUCGAACCCAACCGAGUUGGGCCGGGUGGAGCGUGGCUCACGGAAAUCAUCACGGAAGACCAGUUCGCUAAAGUUGGUAAGCAUUCCCAAGGAGCGACAUCAUUCGAUCAAACGUUUGCUUUCGACGAUAUCGCGCCGGAGCGAGGACACGGAGGAAUCUUCCGUUGAUUGCGGUGAAGCGGAAGUGUCCAAUCGAUUGAUCUAUGACGACGAACGCAAGUACGGCCGUAUACCGACCCGCAUGUACUGGCUGUACUUGGUAUCCUGUGGUCCCCGAAUGGUUGCCAUCUUCUUCCUGAGCGCGUUGGCCCAGCAAGCGCUUAAAGUGUACACCGACUUCUGGCUGCAGGAAUGGACGGAUCGAGCGCCAUCCGCCGUAUCAACCGCAGCGGUGCCAGCAAACAUCGCCGACGGCUUAGCGCCGAAACCGAUAGAGAUACAGCGCCCUUUCCACGCGUACGUCGCACUGUCGGCCGUGUGUAUCGUACUGGCGGCCAUCUCCGUACCGGCCGGCCAGCGUGCGGGCAGUAACGCCCGGAGGCGGUUACACCGGGAGCUGAUUGCAUCGGUGCUCCAGAACUCGAUCCAUUUCUUCCAAUCUGUGCCCUUGGGGCGGAUCAUGAAUCGGCUCAGCGUCGAUGUAGCCGUGGUGGAUAAGAAAAUCGCUGCAACAAGUCAAAAGCUGCUACAAUUCAUUCUGCUCUGCCUGUGCGCCGUGCUCAUAAAUAGUGUCGUGACGCCAUAUUUCAUCCUGUUAACAAUACCAAUUUGUGGCAUUUACUACCUGGUGCAAAAAUUCUACCGUGCAUCGUCCAGAGAGUUGCAGCGGAUUGAAAGCAUGACCUACUCACCGGUGCUGGCACACUUCUCCGAAACCAUCGAGGGCGUCACGACGAUCCGGGCCUUCGGCCAGGAAGCACGGUUCAUGGAGGUGCUGUUUAAGCGCAUGGAGGCGAACAACGUGGCACAGAUUGCGCUGAACUGCAGCAAUCGUUGGCUCGGUAUCGUGCUCGACUAUCUCGGAGCCGUCAUCGUGUUCGUGGCCAUCCUGACGGCACUGAUUACGGCGUGUCUGCGACCACAAUCCACCAGCUCGUCACUGAUCGGGCUGGCGGUCAACUACGCGAUGUUGGUGCCGAUCUAUCUGAACUGGGUGGUGAAGCUGUUCGCCGAGAUGGAAAUGUACGGUGGUGCGGUCGAGCGGAUACAAUCCUUCAUCGAGUGCGAUGUCCACCAUCGGCAACGGUUGGGCGGACGCGUCCGACAUCUUUCGAGGUCGGAUGUGACCGGUGCGGUGGAACGCUGUUCAUAUAAGAGCGUUCCAAUAUCCUGGCCACUGAGGGGUGUCAUCGUGUACGACGGUGUUUCGCUGCGCUACGAAAAUCAAAAGGAGAACAUAAUCACAAAUUUGAAUUUAACAAUCCCGGCGGGCCAACGGCUUGGCAUCUGUGGACGUACCGGAAGUGGAAAAUCAUCACUCGCACUGGCAUUGUUCGGUGCGCUCGAGGUAACGGCCGGUCACAUUCUGAUUGAUGACGUGGACAUUGCCGGGCUGCACACGGAUGAGUUACGUUCGCGGCUAUCGAUCAUCCCCCAGGAGGUGAUGCUGUUCGGUGGCAGCGUUCGGGAGAACCUAGACCCGAGGGGACAUUUUUCCGACCUCGAGCUGUGGAACUGUCUCGAGCUGGCACAGCUGAAAACUGUCGUCAAGGCAUUACCGGAUGGAUUGGACACGCAGAUAUCGGAUGAUAAGCACUACUUCAGCAGCGGACAAAGGCAACUGUUUUGUCUUGCCCGGGCAAUAUUGCGCGGUUCGGUGUGUUUGGUGCUGGACGAGGCAACGUCAUCGCUCGACACGGAAACGGAAAAGCUAGUUCUGCAUGCGGCCAAGAAAGCAUUCAAAGGCCGUACGGUGAUUACGAUAGCGCAUCGGCUCCAUUCGCUGUUUGACUACGAACGGGUGCUGGUGUUGGAACAAGGCCGAAUCGUGGAGGAUGGAUGCCCCCGGCAGUUGGCCAGCACGGUGGGCAGCAAGUUUGGUAGCAUGCUGAAGGCGACUGAUCACCAGCAGCACUCAAUAGUGGAAGACGACGCUCAGGAAAGGUGA
This is a messenger RNA of Anopheles marshallii, 6693 nucleotides long. It is a transcript of the gene Sur, whose product is annotated as ATP-binding cassette sub-family C member Sur. The transcript is spliced from 24 exons. Bases 1 to 6693 code for a protein of 2230 amino acids. Gene Ontology annotation, cellular component: membrane. Gene Ontology annotation, molecular function: ABC-type transporter activity; ATP hydrolysis activity; ATP binding. Gene Ontology annotation, biological process: transmembrane transport. The record is from RefSeq and is a predicted model, not a curated record. NCBI's taxonomy places the organism in Eukaryota, Metazoa, Arthropoda, Insecta, Diptera, Culicidae.